AUGAGUGGACGGGCCAGGGCCAGAGCCCGGGGCAGGGCCCGCGGGCAGGAGACGGCGCAGCACGUGGGGGCCGCUGCCAGUCAGCCGCCUGGGUUCAUCCUGCCAAGACCUCAGCAGCCGCUGGCAGAGGGCGAGCUGGUGGGCCGAGGGCGACAGAGAGGAGCCGCAGGAGCAGCAGCCAAGUCGCAAGAACUCCAGAUAUCUGCUGGGUUUCAGGAGUUAUCGUUAGCAGAGAGAGGUGGUCGUCGUCGAGAUUUUCACGAUCUUGGUGUGAAUACAAGACAGAACCUAGACCAUGUUAAAGAAUCCAAAACAGGGUCCUCAGGCAUCAUCGUCAGGCUGAGCACUAACCACUUCCGGCUGACCUCGCGUCCGCAGUGGGCCCUGUAUCAGUACCACAUCGACUACAACCCGCUGAUGGAGGCCCGGAGGCUGCGCUCGGCUUUGCUCUUCCAGCACGAAGACCUCAUUGGAAGGUGUCAUGCUUUUGAUGGGACGAUAUUAUUUUUACCCAAAAGACUUCAGCACAAGGUCACAGAAGUGUUCAGCCAGACCCGGAACGGGGAACGCGUGAGAAUCACCAUCACUCUGACCAACGAGCUCCCCCCGACGUCGCCCACCUGCCUACAGUUCUAUAAUAUUAUUUUCAGGAGGCUUUUGAAAAUCAUGAAUUUGCAGCAAAUUGGACGGAACUAUUACAACCCAAGUGACCCAAUAGAUAUUCCAAACCACAGGUUGGUGAUCUGGCCCGGCUUCACCACCUCCAUCCUGCAGUACGAGAACAACAUCAUGCUGUGCACGGACGUGAGCCACAAGGUGCUGCGCAGCGAGACCGUCCUGGACUUCAUGUUCAGCCUGUACCACCAGACGGAGGAGCACAGGUUCCAGGAGCAAGUCUCCAAGGAGCUCAUCGGCCUGAUCGUGCUCACCAAGUACAACAACAAGACGUACAGAGUGGACGACAUUGAUUGGGAUCAGAACCCCAAGAGCACAUUUAAGAAGGCCGACGGCUCCGAGGUCAGCUUCCUGGAGUACUACCAGAAGCAAUACAACCAGGAGAUCACCGACCUGAAGCAGCCGGUGCUGGUCAGUCAGCCCAAGAGGAGGCGCGGCCCCGGGGGCACCCUGCCGGGCCCCGCCAUGCUCAUCCCAGAGCUCUGCUACCUCACAGGUUUGACGGACAAAAUGCGGAACGACUUCAACGUGAUGAAAGACCUGGCUGUGCACACGCGGCUGACCCCGGAGCAGAGGCAGCGCGAGGUGGGGCGGCUCAUCGACUACAUCCACAAAGAUGACAAUGUCCAGAGGGAGCUGCGGGACUGGGGCCUGAGCUUCGACUCCAAUCUGCUGUCCUUCUCGGGGAGGAUCUUGCAAGCCGAAAAGAUUCACCAGGGUGGAAAAACGUUUGAUUACAACCCGCAGUUCGCGGAUUGGUCUAAAGAGACCAGGGGUGCGCCGCUCAUCAGCGUGAAGCCGCUGGACAACUGGCUGCUGAUCUAUACGCGCAGAAACUACGAAGCGGCCAACGCGCUGAUACAGAACCUGUUCAAAGUCACGCCGGCCAUGGGCAUUCAGAUGAAAAAGGCAAUCAUGAUUGAAGUGGACGACAGGACAGAAGCCUACUUGAGAGUCUUGCAGCAAAAGGUCACCUCGGAUACCCAGAUCGUCGUCUGCCUGUUGUCGAGUAACCGGAAGGACAAAUACGACGCUAUUAAAAAAUACCUGUGCACAGACUGCCCCACCCCGAGUCAGUGCGUGGUGGCCCGGACCCUGGGCAAGCAGCAGACGGUCAUGGCCAUCGCCACCAAGAUCGCCCUGCAGAUGAACUGCAAGAUGGGAGGCGAGCUGUGGAGGGUGGACAUGCCCCUGAAAUUAGCGAUGAUAGUUGGCAUUGACUGUUACCACGACACCACAGCCGGACGGAGAUCCAUUGCGGGAUUUGUGGCCAGCAUCAAUGAAGGGAUGACGCGCUGGUUCUCGCGCUGUGUGUUUCAGGACAGAGGGCAGGAGCUGGUGGAUGGGCUGAAGGUCUGCCUGCAAGCCGCGCUGAGGGCCUGGAACAGCUGUAACGAGUACAUGCCCAGCAGGAUCAUCGUGUACCGCGACGGCGUGGGCGACGGCCAGCUCAAGACCCUGGUGAACUACGAGGUGCCACAGUUCCUGGACUGCCUCAAGUCUGUCGGGAGGAGCUACAACCCCAGGCUGACCGUGAUCGUGGUGAAGAAGCGUGUGAACGCGCGGUUUUUCGCACAGUCCGGAGGGAGACUGCAGAACCCGCUUCCCGGCACCGUCAUCGACGUGGAGGUCACCAGGCCCGAGUGGUACGACUUCUUCAUCGUGAGCCAGGCGGUGCGCAGCGGCAGUGUAUCCCCCACGCACUACAACGUCAUCUACGACAGCAGCGGCCUGAAGCCCGACCACAUCCAGCGGCUGACCUACAAGCUGUGCCACGUGUACUACAACUGGCCGGGCGUCAUCCGCGUGCCUGCGCCCUGCCAGUACGCCCACAAGCUGGCCUUCCUGGUGGGCCAGAGCAUCCACCGCGAGCCCAACCUGUCGCUGUCCAACCGCCUCUACUACCUGUAG
Molecule: messenger RNA, 2586 nt
Organism: Lepus europaeus (European hare)
Lineage: Eukaryota; Metazoa; Chordata; Mammalia; Lagomorpha; Leporidae
Gene: PIWIL1
Product: piwi like RNA-mediated gene silencing 1
Exons: 20
Coding region: 1-2586 (861 amino acids)
Biological process (GO): regulatory ncRNA-mediated gene silencing
Cellular component (GO): P granule
Molecular function (GO): piRNA binding; protein binding
Source: RefSeq, a predicted model, not a curated record